Poecilia reticulata (guppy) is the source of this 715-nucleotide messenger RNA. RefSeq lists its product as uncharacterized. Lineage: Eukaryota; Metazoa; Chordata; Actinopteri; Cyprinodontiformes; Poeciliidae. The record is from RefSeq and is a predicted model, not a curated record.
CAUUGGCUCUCUUUGCUGCAGUCAACAGGAAAUGAAGAACUCUGUCCUGAUAGCAGCUGUGCUUUACAGCUUCUGUUGGACGUCUGGUUCAGUUUCUGGGUCUGAGAUCCUGACAGUUCAUCCGGGUGAAGAUGUCAGACUGCAGAGCGCCAACAUGUUCCAGGACGGUUCAGUGACAUUCUGGUUGAGAGUGAUUAAUCAAACCACGACCAGUUGUAUCGCUGUGAUUAAUGGAGUUAGUACAACCAUUGACCACUGUGAAGGAUUUGAUAGCGGAUCAUUUGAAAUGACAGUAAACGUCUCCAAUGUUACACUCAUAAUUAAACGUGUGAAUAUCUCAGACACUGGAAUAUAUAUUUGUGGACGUUACCACAGUGCAAAUCUCAAGCUCACUGUGCAACAUUUACAUGUAAUCGAAAAGCCAAACAACAUGAUGCUGUUUGUUAUUCCUGGUUCCGGGAUCGUUGUGCUCCUCAUCAUUGUCAUCGUUCUGAUCAUUCAAGUGAUGAAAAUUCAAACAGCUGCAGAUGGAGACACAGAUCAACAUCAACAGGAGGUUCCUGACUCGACUGAACAGAGCCGCCCUGCAGACGCUGAGAAGAAGAGGAAGAGGAGAAGAGCGCCGCCAGAGCCGGAGGUCGUGUACGCAACCUCCAAGACACAUUGGAACAGGAAGUGAACCGCUGCCCAGAGUGGAACAGAAAACUCAUUAAUU